UUCUCAUAUUAUAGUUAUCCGCACCCAAACAAACCCUCCUUCUGUCGUUCAAUUUUUUUUUUCCUCUUCUCUGCGGCUAAGGGUUUAGCUCAGUCUUCUCCUCACAAGAUGAAUGUAGAAAAGUUGCAAAAGAUGGCUGGUUCGGUUAGAACCGGUGGAAAGGGUACCAUGAGAAGAAAGAAGAAGGCCGUACACAAGACAACUACAACCGAUGACAAAAGACUACAGAGUACCUUGAAAAGAAUAGGUGUCAAUGCCAUUCCUGCUAUUGAAGAAGUCAACAUUUUCAAGGAGGAUGUUGUUAUCCAAUUCAUUAACCCCAAAGUUCAAGCAUCAAUUGCUGCAAACACAUGGGUUGUUAGUGGUACCCCCCAGACAAAGAAAUUGCAGGAUAUUCUUCCUCAAAUUAUUCACCAGCUGGGCCCUGAUAAUUUGGAGAAUUUGAAGAAGUUGGCUGAGCAGUUCCAGAAGCAGGCACCACCUGGUGCUGCAGAUGCGGCUGCAGGUGCUGUUGCCGCACAGGAAGAUGAUGAUGAUGUACCAGAACUUGUGGCUGGUGAAACUUUUGAAGCUGCCGCUGAGGGACACACUUCCUGAAGUUUUUGUUGAAUUCCCUUAUUUUCCAAUGUUCUGAUAUCAGAUUUUACCUCUUAGCUUUUGAGUGUUCUAUUUCAUGUCUAUUGUAACACAUCUCAAAAGAAUUCUUAAAUGCUUUUAAUAGUAAGCUGCUUUACCCUUCAAA
This is a messenger RNA of Solanum dulcamara, 742 nucleotides long. Its product is annotated as nascent polypeptide-associated complex subunit beta-like. Bases 109 to 597 code for a protein of 162 amino acids. NCBI's taxonomy places the organism in Eukaryota, Viridiplantae, Streptophyta, Magnoliopsida, Solanales, Solanaceae. The transcript is spliced from 6 exons. Gene Ontology annotation, cellular component: cytosol; nascent polypeptide-associated complex. The record is from RefSeq and is a predicted model, not a curated record.